Lodderomyces jiufengensis is the source of this 1302-nucleotide messenger RNA. Its product is annotated as serine/threonine protein kinase. The record is from RefSeq and is a predicted model, not a curated record. Gene Ontology annotation, cellular component: cytoplasm; nucleus. Gene Ontology annotation, molecular function: protein serine/threonine kinase activity; ATP binding; protein binding. NCBI's taxonomy places the organism in Eukaryota, Fungi, Ascomycota, Pichiomycetes, Serinales, Debaryomycetaceae. The transcript has 2 exons. Bases 1 to 1302 code for a protein of 433 amino acids. Gene Ontology annotation, biological process: meiotic recombination checkpoint signaling; protein phosphorylation.
AUGACAGAUUUUAUAGCAUUAUUAAGAAUAGAACCAUUGAAUGAUUGUAAAAUAACAGCACUAAAGAGAAGUCAAAAAUCACAAUAUGAAGAUCCAACUGAAACUAAUAUUUUAGUUCCCAUUUUCACUCAAGAAGUUUUGAAAAUAGGUAGAAAUAAAACAAAUGAUAUAAAAUUAAAUAAUCCAACAAUUUCUUUGACUCAUGCAAUUAUUUGGUCAGUUAAAUUUGAUUCAGAAUCUACUCCGUUAGUUUAUAUAAACGAUUGUUCAAGAAAUGGAAUUUUAUUCAAUGGUUCAGAAAUGCAGAAUGGUGAAACAAAAUUAUUAAAUGAUGGUGAUCAAAUUGAAUUUAAAACUGCUGCUAUUUUAAGUUAUGAAUGUUUAGUUGAUUCAAUCAGGGAAACUAAUCAUUUAAAAUCAGAUUUUAAAAUUAAUGAUAAUUGGGUUGUAACAACAAAUUUAGUUGGGACUGGUUCAUUUGGUUCAGUUUAUGUUGCAAAAAACUUAGAACAUCCAGAAAAGUUAUAUGCUGUUAAAGUUUUAGGUAACAAACAAUUUUUUUUAAACAAGAGUCCAAUAUCAGGUCAUAAUGAAGUAAAAAUAUUAUCAAAAGUCAAUCAUCUAUAUAAUGCAAUUACGACCAAUUCAUUUACAUACAUAGUUCAAGAUUUAAUAUGUGGUGGUGAUUUAUUUUCUUAUUUAGUUAAAGGUACAACUUUAAAAGCAAUAUCAGAAAGAGAAUCAAUUUUCAUUAUAUUUCAAGUAAUGAAAGCAUUACAAUUUUUACAUAAAAAUCUCAAUAUAAUUCAUAGAGAUUUAAAACUAGAUAAUAUCUUAUUAGAAAUUCCACAACCUAAAACUAAAAUAUAUUUAUGUGAUUUUGGAAUUGCUAAAAAUGUAUCAUUUUCAAAUGGUCGUACAAAUACAUCAGUUGGAACAAUUGAAUAUAGUGCACCAGAAGUUUUUAAACAAGAUUUAAAUGGGAAAUCUACCAAACCAUAUAAUUUCAAAUGUGAUAUUUGGUCAUUAGGUGUAAUCACUCAUAUAUUAUUAUCAGGAAUUUCUCCCUUUUAUUCAGAUCAGAAACAACAUAUUUUGGACUUGACCAGAAGGGGUCAAUUAAAUUUCAAAAGAAAACAAUUUAAUCAAGUAUCUAAUAAAGCACAACUGUUUAUACAAUCUUUAAUACAAAUUGAUAGUGGUAUAAGAUUAGAUAUUGAUGAAUGUUUUGAACAUAAUUGGAUUAAAGCUAAUAGAUUAAAAUUAGAAAGAUUUUAUCGCGAAAAUAUUUUAAAAAAAUAA